This is a messenger RNA of Lepisosteus oculatus (spotted gar), 10578 nucleotides long. Its product is annotated as unconventional myosin-IXb. Gene Ontology annotation, biological process: actin filament-based movement; lamellipodium morphogenesis; intracellular signal transduction. Gene Ontology annotation, molecular function: microfilament motor activity; actin filament binding; ATP hydrolysis activity. Lineage: Eukaryota; Metazoa; Chordata; Actinopteri; Semionotiformes; Lepisosteidae. The record is from RefSeq and is a predicted model, not a curated record. Gene Ontology annotation, cellular component: myosin complex; actin filament; ruffle.
UUUUUCCUCACACACACACUCCCAGUCGGUUGCAAAAGUGGGGGAGAGAAAGAAGUUUGGAGGAAGUUGUCUUUGUCGCGAAGUCGGGAACGGGAUGUAUUUGUCGAUAACUUUAUAAACGACUAAGCCGCCUCCUUUUCCGAGCCACACGGUUUGCUUCUGUGGGAUGUGCUUUCUAUAAUGGUUUCAGAGAAGGAGCAGGGAAAACUUUGUUGCUCGCCGCGGUGAUGUUGCUGGGCGCCUUUUGAUGUGCGCUCUGUUGAAACGGGACGGAACUCCUCUGUUAGCUCCUCGCAGCUUUGUAACGAGUGGGAAGCCUCCAACACAAGAGUAAUGAAACUAGCAGCUAGAUGGUGAGGCACGCGGCGCUGCGGUAUGCUGGAGCGUGCCUGCGGCCCUCAGAAUGAGUGUCACAGAUGGCGAGGGGGCAGCUAGCCAAGACGGGAAGGCCUACGUGCUGCAGAUCUACCCCCGGCUCUCCCUGGCGACGGCACCAUGCUGCACCCUGAGGGUCCCCAAGGACGCCACGGCGGCUUCCGUGGUCAGGGACGCGGCGGCCGCCCUGGCCCUCGACGCCUCCCGCCGCUACGUCCUGGCGGAGGUGAAGGAGUGCGGCGGGGAGGAGUGGGUGCUGGAGGCCAGCGACCUCCCCGUGCAGCGGGUGCUGCUCUGGCCCCGGAAGGCACAGGACCGGCACCCGCAGAGCGAGGGCUACUACUUCCUGCUGCAGGAGCGCGACCGUGACGGCUCCAUCCUGUACGUCCACCUGCCGGCCGCCCGCCCGGAGGAGGAGGCCCAGCGGCUCCUGGCCCGGGGGUUCCUCCCGCCGCGGCAGGAGGAGUGCGCCGACCUCUGCAACCUCCCCCGCCUCACCGAGGCCGCCAUCCUGGACAACCUGCGCAACCGCUUCCGCAAGGAGAAGAUCUACACCUACGCCGGGAGCAUCCUGAUCGCCAUCAACCCCUUCAAGUUCCUGCCCAUCUACAACCCCAAGUACGUCAAGAUGUACGAGAACCACCAGCUGGGGAAGCUGGAGCCCCACAUCUUCGCCAUCGCCGACGUGGCCUACUACACCAUGCUGCGCAAGCGCGUCAACCAGUGCAUCGUCAUCUCCGGGGAGAGCGGCUCGGGCAAGACGCAGAGCACCAACUUCCUCAUCCACUGCCUGACCGCGCUCAGCCAGAAGGGCUACGCCAGCGGGGUGGAGAGGACCAUCCUGGGGGCCGGGCCCGUGCUGGAGGCAUUUGGGAAUGCGAAGACAGCCCAUAACAACAACUCCAGCCGCUUCGGAAAGUUCAUCCAAGUCAACUACUUGGAAAGUGGAGUCGUGAGAGGGGCUGUUGUUGAAAAGUACCUGUUGGAGAAAUCUCGGCUGGUUUCUCGGGAAAAAAAUGAAAGGAACUAUCACGUCUUUUACUACCUGCUGUUAGGAGCAUCUGAGGAGGAGCGAGAGGAGUUCAAGCUUCUACAGCCCGAAGAUUACCUCUACCUCAAGCAGCAAAACUUUAAGAUAGAAGAUGAAGAAGACCUGCAGCAUGACUUUGAGAGGCUGCAGCAGGCUAUGGAGAUGGUGGGCUUUCUGCCUUCCACCAAGAAACAAAUUUUCUCGGUGCUGUCUGCUAUCCUCUACUUGGGCAACGUGACCUACAGGAGGAAGUCCACAGGCAGAGAUGAGGGGCUAGAUGUUGGGCCACCUGAAGUCCUCAGCACACUGUCUGAAUUGCUCAAGGUUAAAGAAGAGUUGCUGGUGGAGGCCUUGACCAAACGGAAGACGGUGACAGCCAACGACAAACUCAUCCUGCCCUAUAGCCACUCCGAGGCUAUCACAGCCCGAGACUCCAUGGCAAAGUCGCUGUACAGUGCCCUGUUUGACUGGAUCGUCCUGCGGAUCAAUCACGCUCUGCUGAACAAGAAAGACAUGGAGGAAUCGGUUACUUGUUUGUCCAUAGGUGUCUUGGAUAUCUUUGGCUUUGAAGAUUUUGAAAACAACAGCUUUGAGCAGUUUUGCAUUAACUAUGCCAACGAGCAGCUUCAGUAUUACUUCAACCAGCACAUCUUCAAACUGGAGCAGGAGGAGUACAAGGCUGAGGGCAUCAGCUGGCACAACAUUGAGUACACAGACAAUGUGGGCUGCAUCCAUCUGAUCAGCAAGAAGCCCACAGGAUUGUUCUACCUGCUGGACGAGGAGAGCAACUUUCCACGUGCCACUGACAAAACCCUCCUGGCGAAAUUCAAGCAACAGCACCAGAGCAACGGUUUCUUUGUGCCGACCCCCGUGAUGGAGCCCGCCUUCGUCAUCCGGCACUUCGCCGGGACGGUCAAGUACCAGAUCAAGGACUUCCGGGAGAAGAACACGGACUACAUGCGGCCGGAUAUCGUGGCGCUGCUGAGGAGCAGUGACCGGGCAUACGUGCGCGAGCUCAUUGGGAUGUGCCCGGUGGCCAUGUUCCGCUGGGGCAUCUUGAGGGCCACCAUCCGCAGCAUUGCUGCCUUCUGCGAGGCGGGCCGGCGCUGGGCAGCCAAGACAGCAGGUGUGGUGCGCCGCGGUUCUCGGACGCCGCUCGGGGAGCUGCAGCGGUCGAACACGGCGGUGGAGAAGAUGUACCGCCGUGGCUCUUUGCUUGAUUUCUCCUUUGAUCAUUCUGAGGAGCUCCCUCUAGAGGCUUUUGAAGACAUCUUUGCUAGCUAUGAGAACAAGAAGGAAAUGCAUGCCCAAAUCAUCAACUCCAUAAAGGGCUUGCAGUGGGACGGCGAAGACCCUCGCACGCUGCUCCAGUCCUGGGGUCGUCUGCGGUACCCUCGUCACGUCCUUCAGAAAAGUAAGAGCACCAGACAGAAGCAGAUCAUUCCCAAGAGCCUGAUUGACUCCAGGUCCCUCAAGUUCAUAGUGAGCUUGACGCUGCAUGACCGUACCACCAAGUCUCUGCUGCACCUGCACAAGAAGAAGAAGCCCCCCAGCAUCAGUGCGCAGUUCCAGACAUCCCUGAGCAAGCUGAUGGAGACGCUGGGCAGAGCAGAGCCAUUCUUCAUCCGCUGCAUUCGUUCCAACGCUGAAAAGAUGGAGAUGCAGUUUGACGAGGCCCUGGUCCUGCAGCAGUUGCGGUACACAGGCAUGCUGGAGACGGUCCGCAUCAGGCGGUCGGGAUACAGUGCCAAGUACACCUUCCAGGAGUUUAUCGAGCAGUUUCGGGUUCUGCUGCCGAAGAGCGCCAGCCCGGCUCAGGAGGACCUCGCAGCUCUGUUUAAGAAGAUGGGGUGGGCCGACACCCACUACCAGAUCGGCAAGACGAAGGUGUUCAUGCAGGAGGCGGAGAGGCAGGAGCUGCAGGACACCCUCCACAAGGAAGUGAUGCGCAAGAUCGUCUUCCUGCAGCGCUGGUUCCGCGCCCGGCUGGAGAGGAUGCAGUUCCUGCGCAUGAGGCAGGCAGCGGUCACCAUCCAGCGAGCCUGGCAGGCCUAUCAGCUGCAAGUGAGGUGCAGGGCUGCCACCAUCAUCCAGGCCGUGUGGCGCGGGUCACGUCAGAGACAGGCCUACUGGAGGCAGCGGCAAGGCAUCCGGAGGCUGCAGGCGGUGGUGAGGGGGUACUCGGCACGCCGCAGGUGCCAGUCCCUUCGGGAGGAGAAGAGUAAGAGGGAGCAAGAGGCCAGGGCGAAGGCGGAGGAAGAGGCCAGGGCGAAGGCGGAGGAAGAGGCCAGGGCGAAGGCGGAGGAAGAGGCUGCAGAGGAAGCCAGGAGGCAAGCGAGGAAGGCCCAGCAAGAGGCAGAGGAGCAGCAGCGUCUGGAGGAGAGGGAGAGGCAGAGGCGGGGAGAGAAGCCGGACUCGGAGAUGGAGGGCGGAGAGGAGCACAUCCCCGGGGCAGGCUCGGCGGAGAAGGCGAAGCCACCGGAGCCGGCCGCGAAACCCGAAGAGGAGAAGAGACCGCCCCACAGGACGAGCAGCAGCCAGGAGAAGAGGGAGCUGAGGCGGCAGCGCGCCAUGGAGCACAGCCAGCGAGAGCUGAAGCGGGCGGCCUCGGGGAGCUCCGCGGCCGACGAGCGGCCGGCCCCCGAACCCCCCAAGGCCAGGGGCCAGGAGGAGCCGGCGGGGGCGGAGGGGAAGGAGUGGGCGGACAGCAGGGAGCUGGACCAGUACACCUUUGUGGAGUGGAAGGUGAAGGAGCAGCCGGCGAGGAAGGAGGGCAGGGGCUCGCCUGGCCCGGCCAGGCCCAGCUCCCUGCCCCUCGACGGCCCCCAGCCCGAGCGGAACGGCCACAGGGAGCCCGGCAGCCCCACCAGCACCCUGCAGCGCUACAGCAAGCAGGCGGAGCUGCGCGACAAGGGCGAGAAGUGGAGGGAGAAGAUAAGGGGCGAGGGGGGACACCAGGACACCUCCAGUCCCGAGGACAAGAGGAAGAAUUCCUUGCAAAGCAGAGGGAUGUCCAUCUCGCUGGAUAAUGUGUCCAAGUGCGGCUCUUCUGGAUCGGACAGCCCUAGUGGAGCUUCUUCCAAAACAGAGGUCAGGGUGCGCUAUCACAAGCGAAGGCUAGCCUUUGUGCGCAGUCAGCUGAUGUUUAAAAGCGCGGAGGUGGAGGACAUCGAAUACUGGACCUUCCCCCUGCCCCCCAUUAGUCCUGGUGUACCCCUCACACCCAUGCGGCCCAAGCCACCGGUACAGUCCGCAGUCGAGACCACCCCUGACGGUAUCCAGGCGAGCACGCUGAAGAGAAGACGCGUCGACAGCCCUGGACUCCAGGAAGCAGCCCACGCCCUCCAGCCCCACCCGGUCACACCAGAGCCAAAAUCGGGGUUCUUGAGUAAGAUCCUGCGGAAGCAUGGCGACCGGCGACCUCAGAGGGACCCCCAGACUCCCGACGAGGGGGAGCCAACCACGCCCCAGUCAUUGGAGGCGCAUGUGGCGUUGAAGAUACCAGAAGCCACAGCCCACAUCCCGCCACCGGCGUCCGGUUCCCAGCACCCCAACCCCGCGGGGACCCAGGCCAAGCGCAAGGGCACCAUCAAGAUCAGCCGCGCCACGCGGGUCUCGGAGCAGUGGAACGCCUCGCUGGACCGCCAGAUCAGCAACGCCAACGAGCUGCGUCACCUGGACGAGUUCCUGGGCAACCAGGUGAACGAGCUGCGGUCGAAAGGGAAACAGCUGUCGGGCACCGAGCUCAUUUUCAUCACCGCCACCACCGAGUUCAGGAAAUUCAUCAAGAGCAUGUACUCUCUGCAGAAGCUGCAAAUGGGUUACAAGGGGCUGAUGAACCACUACAAGAUGGUGGUGCACACUCAGGCUACGGAGAAGCAGAAGGAGUCAGAAGUCCACCUGGUGGUCAAUCUAUUCCAGUCGGUCCUGGAUGGGUUCAUCCGUGGAGAGAUGAAGAGGGAAGAGGGGGAGCAAGCUAAGCCUGCAAAAGCUCAGAAGAAGAAGAGGAGGAAAAAGGACAAAUUUAAGGAAAACUAUAUGGACCACAUAUUCAACACGUACCAGGUGAACAUCAUGCAGUCCUGUGAUCAGUGCAACUCAUUCAUCUGGGGCAUGGAGAAGGCCUAUAUGUGCACAAUGUGCAAAAUGGUGUGUCACAAGAAAUGCAUCAGUAAACUCCAGACGAGCUGCUCUUUCUAUUGUGCAAAAAAGAGCGAGGAAGAGUCGGGAUCGCACUUCGGCGUCCGGGUCUGCGCCCUGACCAGCAGCAAGAACCCCGUGCCGGAGGUCCUGUCCAUCCUGCUGGAGCACGUGGAGAUGAACGGCCUGUACACGGAGGGCAUCUACCGCAAGUCCGGCUCGGCCAACCGCAUGAAAGAGCUGCACCAGCUCCUGGAGUCUGACCCUAACACAGUAGUCCUGGACAAUUACCCCAUCCACGCAGUCACGGGGCUUGUGAAACAGUGGCUGAGGGAGCUGCCCGACCCGCUCAUGACCUUCGAGCAUUACAGCGACUUCCUGCGGGCUGUGGAGCUGCCCGAGAAGCAGGAGCAGAUUCAAGCCAUCUACAAAGUCCUGGAUCAGCUUCCUCCGGCCAACUACAACACCCUGGAGAGACUGAUCUUCCAUCUGGUCACGGUGGCCAAGCACGAGCAGAGCAACCGCAUGUCUCCCAACGCCCUGGCUAUUGUCUUUGCUCCUUGUAUCCUGCGAUGCCCGGACAGUGCUGACCCCUUUACCAGCAUGAAGGAUGUGGCCAAGACAACGACCUGUGUGGAGCUCAUCCUAAACGAGCAGAUCAGGAAGUACAACGAGAAGAUGGAGGAGAUUGAGCACCUUGAGGAGGCUGAAGCCCUGGCACAGAGACAGCUCAAGCUGAAGAGGCAGAACACGCACUGGCUUGUGCCGCUCAGGUUCUCCUCUACUUACAGAGGAGCGGUGGUGAAUGAAAAACGGUCUUCGGAUCUGGGGGUGGUACCGGAGAACCAACCUACGGACUCGGACGUGGAGGCGGAGAUGACGCUCAUGGCGCGAAUCAGGUCUAUCAAGCAGGAGAAGGAGGAGAUCACGUACCGGCUGCCCGACCUGGAGCAGCCCGGUUCGGACCAAGAGAACAUGGACUCGGAGGCGUCGGUGAGCUCGGAGAGCCUGCUGGACGACAGGCCGGUGAACUCGGACACCGAAGGGAUGGCGAAGAGACUGAAAAAUCUGCGAGCGUCCUGUCCGCCCCAGCCCGCCGUCCAGCCCCCAGCAAAAGCCGACCGGCCGCCGCUGCCUCUGCGUGUGUGCUCCGACUCCAGCCUGCUCCGCGCGGCCGCUCACUCCCCGCCCCCGCCUGCGCACACCUUCCGGCUGCACAGGCGCACCCCCGUCCUCCCCACCGGCAACGUCCGGCUGCCCCCCGGCGUGCUGAGCCAUCCCGCCGUCGCCGCCCAGGGGAUCGCGCCGCCGCUGCGGAACGUCAGGACGCUGCAGCUGGUGAAGCGCCGGGAGCAGCCGGCGCGCCGCAAGGACAGCAUCCAGUCCCUGUACGUGCUCCCCGGCGCCGAGCCCUUCCCCUCGGGCCCCGCCCCCUGCGACCGUGACCCCGCCCCCAUGAGCCGCGACUCCGCCUCCACCGCCCACAGGCGCUUCUCCAACCCCGACAUCUCCUACAUCGAUGGCGAGGCUUGAGGGCGGAUUUCCGUGCAUUCGCCUUGUUUUUUUUUUACUGCUAUCGGGAGGAAAGGUUGCAGGAUUUUGCAUCACCAAGCACUUUUGUACCUUAUUCAGUUUUUCAGAAAAAAUGCUGCAUUCGGAUGUUGGGGGGGGCCCCCCCAGAAAAACACUUUUAAAUAACCGAGGGGCAGGACCUGCCCUUUUCUCUCCUUCCUCGAAAGGGACUACCUUAAAUAUAUUGAUCUGCUCAUCUGCACCUCCCCUUGCCUGUUUUUAAAAAACUCUUUUUAAGUACUGUUGGAGAGGACCAAAAGAGUGCUCGAACUCGCUUCCAAAUUGUGCCUUAUUUUUUUUAAUUCUGACUUGUAAAGAAGCAUGUUUAUUUUAACCGAGGAGAUUGGGAAACCUUUACCUUGCAGUGGGUAUCUGGUUAUUUUUGCUACUUUUUUUUCCUGUUAUAGGACAAGAUCUUUGACGAGUCAAUUGCAUUUAUUACUUCAGCUGCGCCUUGUCUGCUGUGGGCUUCUAGCACCAUCCCCGCUCCUUUUGGUUACAUAGCUAGUGUAAAACUGAGAGACGUUACACAGAAGAAGGGGAAUGCUAUUUCUUCAAAGGGAGAUGUAAUUUAGCAAUGGAAUGUCAGGUGUAACACUAGCUGGAGUUCGUUUUCAGAAAUGGCCAUGUUUCUGCACAAAGCUACUUCAUAGUUGCCCUUUUGGUUUUGUAAGUCUCUGGAAUAUUGGAAGCCUUUUAAAUUUGAGGCUUUGUUGUUAUUAAUAUAGUAUUUCCUUUAAACCAUGCUGUUUUAUUCUGUCAGUGCUGUAGCAGACAUGAUGGCUCCUUCACCUUCUCACUUCGUCCGCCAUCGCUGGGGUUAGGGGAAAUCCAUUCAGAAGCCUUUUGUAAGGGCAGAGGGUUCAGAUAUGUGCGAUGAGAAUGCUCUUGUGCAAGACCCAUAAAGCCAACAAUGGUGGGGAAUAAUACCUGGAAUCUGCCCCCAUGAACAUUUUUUAUCCUUGUAUAGACUGGGAAUAAAUCUGUAUAUCCAUUUUCCAUAACCCACUGUCUUUCACUGCCGGUGUUGAGCAGUGGCGUUUUCUUCGGGAACAGGGGAACUUUGUACAGAUUGGUGGUGGUCGUGCUGAAUCCAGCUCUCGGAUUUCUGAAUCUGCAUGGCCUCAAUCCUGUUUGUCACGCUGUGCCGAUUUCUGCAGUAAUGCCCUCAGAGUGCUUUGACAAGUAACUCGAUUUAGUUAGCCCUAAAUUCACUUGUCCCUGUUGCAUGUCAGACCUGACUGUUUCCAGAUGUGCUUGUGUUUUCGCUCUCUGGAAACCGGAGUAAAACUGUGGACAGCUUUCUCUCUCCAGUUCAUCUCAGGGCUAAUGAAAUUGUCUUAAAGUGGUGGUGCUUUUAACACCUAUACAGUUCUGUACUCUUUUGUGGAAGUGUCCAUCGCCCAAUCAUGAAUUUGACUAAUUUUAAUUAACCUUUUUCUCGUACAGUGAACACGAGUAAUUGUUAGCACCAGUCCAGGACUCUGAAGUUGGGCAUAAGAAAGAACAGGUAUUGGUUUGUUUACAGGUUACAAAGCAGUUGCCGUGUAUUAAAGUUAUCUGCUGCAUUGUCCCAAAUGUAGUUGUGCAGUAAUUACAGUGAUGUUCGUCUCUUUUCCACCUGGGAUACACCCUGUAACAAAUGGUCCGCAUCUCCGAUCCAGCAGGAGAGCCCCAUUAAAAAGAUAUUAAAUGUCCCCUGCAGUCCUGUGCCCUUUAGCAAAACUGCUCUGCCUGCUCUCCCCAAUCCAAACCGUUGCAGCAACAGAGAUUAAUGAGCAACCUUUUUGUAUCCCAUUAACGCUUACUAUCAUCCCCCGGAACGAUGCCACAUAAAGAAAAAGAGCACAUUUCCAGUGCAGGUGCUUUCUAAUGAAUGUCUCUUGGUUUGUAUUAAGCUCAGUAUAACAACCGACUUUAGCCUGUCGGUAUACACAGCUGCUUUAGUGCUGUGCACAUCUGUCACAGUCCACUUCCUUCCUGCUGGGUGGGUCACCAGCUGUCAAGACGCCAAUGACAAACCUUCUGGGUAACACUUUAUUUAGGUGUACAUUGUAAGUUAUCGCAGAAAAAAGGAUGAAUGUUAGCAUGUAUAAAGGCAUGAAAACGUGUUAGGAAUUUCUUACUGGGGAAAAAAAAAGGUUGUAUGUACUGAUACUGUGCAGUGGUUAAUUAACCAAGAUGCUACGUGACAGGAUGUUAGUGAAAUAACUAAAUUAUAAUGUACUCCUAAAACGUGGUGUUACCUCUUUUGUCAGAGUUUAAUAAAGUUUUUAAGCAUUCAUAUAUCUGAAUUCACAACCUCCCCCCACCAAAUGGUUUUCCUGACAGGUGUUUUUUUUAGGAGGGUGUGCAUUGUUGGAAUUGCUGCGAUACCUCUUCCACUUUUUAUAAGACCAAAUCCAUUUCCACAAUGGAUUGGGAAUAAAACAAGUUUAUAUUGGGACCUUAUCGGUUCUGGGUUGAUUCAAAGUGAAUGACAAUCUCCUGUUGUGAAAUAAAGCACUUAACGCUCGAGUAUAGUUUUCUAAACUUAAGUGUCAGUGCCUUUCCCGUGCUUCUUAGCAAUAGUCUUUUUUUUCUCAUUUCCAAGUCAACACUACCCUACCUGCAUACUCGUCUUCAGUGUUGAGAAAAAUGGAGCCAUCAUGCAAUACUGAGGCACCUUUCACCAGUGGAGAAUAAUGGCUGCACAGGCUCAUCGAGCAGAGUACCACAGUCAGGGUAUAUAUGGUGGUUUUGCACAUUCAAGAACGUUUUCCAGUGACACACAUCGAUUACCUUUCUGAUGCUCAGCUUCCUUGCGAGUUAUUUUGUCAGCGGCAAUCUGCGCAGGAUGUACACGUUCUUAUUUCCUUUUAUUUUUUCUGUUUAACGUGGUUCUUCUUUUCUCAGUGUAUGAGAGUAUAAAACUUGUUUAUUGAUGCUUAGUGUACAGAAAAGGGCUCUGGGAACCAAGGUAGAAGACAGCCACAGCGUAAAACUUUAAACGAACCUUAAAUGUCGCUCAGAGACUGCAGCUUGCAGGUGUUCUUCUAUGGCUGAGUAUCCAGAAGAUGUAUAAAAGAAAUGCAGUGCUGAACUGUAAAAUCCACUUGACUUUAUUGCACAUCUAUAAAUGGUAUUUUUGCUCUGCAAACCAGGAUAUCCAUCAUGGAGCAAAGCAUAGAAAUAUUGUUAAAAAAUGAAAAAGCAACAUGACUGCCCGAAUGUUCAGUUUUAUUUUUAGCAGUUUUCAGUGCCCAAGUAGGUAUUUGAAAAUAAAGUAGAUGAGUGACUGUAAGUGUUUAGAUGUCUGUGCCUCAACCCCCAACCCCCCACCACCACAUGUAAAGACCAACCACUUGAAAUUCCAAAAGUAUGUUUUGCUGGAUUAUCCUUGUUCAGGGCCGUGAGCCUAGUUAUUCAAUUCAACCCCCAUCUGGACUGGGCUGUUUUGAAAAUAAAUCCUUUUAAGUAAA